GGCGGCUUUGGCGUCGUCUCGUCUCGUUAGUUUGUUGUUAGUUAGUACGAUGAGCGGAACAACACGGACAGGAUUGGUGCCCACACCAAAGCGGCAUAUUAAAUAUGUGAAAAAGCGCAAGAAUCUCUAUGCGGACGAUACGCGAAUGCCAUUGAAAUUUGAGGCGUCUCCAAUGCCAUUGUCGUUGCGUCCCUUUGGUGGCCUUUUCAAUCCCUUUGCCAAGGGCUGUUCGGUGCUGUGCAAUCAUCCGGCACCGUCGGGUGUCAAGGAAGUCAUCAACCAGCUGAAAACAUCGCUGGCCAUCGAGGGUAAGAGUCCCGUGCAGGCAGGAGGCAAGCAAAAGCAGCGGGAGGAGCAACUGCAUCAGCAUGAGACCGACAACAUACCAGAGGAUUUAUUCAGACGCUAUGCGGAAACUGAUUCCAGGCCGAUGACACCGACCCCAACGGUGACAAGCAUCCAUACCCGGACCAGUGCCGGGUCCUUCUAUCGACGCUGCAUUACGCCGGAGUGGGGCAAGCAUGAGAAUAUCCAGCGAAAGAAGAUCAUAUUGGAUCUGCGGAGAUCGCACUCGCAGGAGACGCUCUACUGGAAGCCCAGCUCGGAGCUAACCCAAAGCGGCAUCGAGGAGGGCAAGAAACCAAAGAGUGCGGGUGCCAACGAGGACAAAAAGCCCCGACGACAGCAGUCCAAUGAGCAACGACCCAAAUCCUCGCUAGGCACAGCCAACCUAACAACAGGCGUCGAUCCACACUCCGACCUGGACGCAAAGCCGCCCAAGACUUGCAUCAAUGAUCAUGACAUGAUGGAAGACGACGAUGCCCGACGUGGCAAAAAGCGCAAGAAGCUAAAACCAACGCAGGCCACCACCACAUUUCACCUGAGCGAGGAUCCUGAGACUCAGGUAGCUGCCUUGGGUCCCGAUUCUCUAAAUGCCAGCACCCGACCCAGUUUGAUACCCAAUGCCGUCAGUUUGCUGCCCAAGGAUAAGCGAGAAGCUGAGAGGGAUCCCAUCCUGCUUAAGGGCAGUUUCCUAACUGAGGAGGCUUUUCAGGCACUUAAAACGGAUCUAACUGUGGAUCUAAUUGAGAACACCUUUGGCAGAUAUCUCAAUCGCGCUCUCCGUGAAGCCAUCAAGUACAUGCCAAAAACAGUGCAGAGCAAACCAGCGGAGGAGGCGGACAAGGCCACGCCCAGUUCGAGUUCCAAGAUGCCACGCAAGUUCUCCAAAUCCGCCACACGCUUCGAUGUACCCAUGGAUCUGUCCAUGCUCAAGAACAUGACGCCCUGGGAUUACCUUAGCAAAUAUGUGUGGGUCUCGCAACAGCGCAAGCAACUUUAUAAGCGCGUCUUCCUCAAGUAUCUGAGUCGUUGCGAGGAACCGGAAAGCGAACUUGCGCUGGGAAAUGAUGAAGUGCCCCUCGUGGAGUACAAGGAACGCACCAUGGUGUGGCGCAGUUUGCCACAGGCAUUGGAGGAUGUCUUGGAGUUCCAUGGCACCGAAAAGAAUGUGAAAAAUACUCUCUCCCAUUUGGGUUACGAGCAGGAUGCCUGCGGCGAUUUGGAUUUUCGUGCCUGGUGCGGCAUCGUUUCCUUUGCGGAGCGCUUGGCGCUGUCGAGUGCUGCGUGCAGCGAUGAUGACUCCUGCGAUGAACUGGAAAAGUCCGAUUUCAAUAGCAUGGAGCAGUUGAUUGAACAGUUUGAAGUUCCACAGAAAUUAAGCGAAAUCUUUAAAAUCAUACGCUUCACACACAAAAUAAAGUAUUAAAUUUAAAUUUGAGUAUUGUUCGCCCGUUGAUAAUUUCGCGCGGCGUCUUAAACCGAGAGGUGGCAACCUUUCACAGAAAAAAUUUCAGAUCUGGCAAGUCGUACCUUUUUAGGUAAAAAGCAAGAAAAAAAGUAACUU
This is a messenger RNA of Drosophila innubila, 1906 nucleotides long. RefSeq lists its product as uncharacterized. Lineage: Eukaryota; Metazoa; Arthropoda; Insecta; Diptera; Drosophilidae. The record is from RefSeq and is a predicted model, not a curated record. Bases 50 to 1768 code for a protein of 572 amino acids. The transcript has 5 exons.